AUGACUGUCGUUGCCACGAAAUUCACCCCGGAGGUGCUCCUCUCUGCCCCGCGAAGGUCCGUCGGGUCGCCGAAUUGCAAGGGAGAAAAGAUCCUGUUUACGGUCUCUUCCUACUCAUUCAGUGACCACCGCAAGACCUCGAGUAUCCGGGUCCUGGACGUAAAAUCAGGGCAGUCGACGGUCUUGUUUGAGGAUUCUACGUUUAGCGAACCCACGUGGGUUAGCGAGCAUGAGUUCAUUUUUAUCAGAAGUGGCGACAAUGGAACGUCCACCCUGAUGCUCAGCAGCGUCAAGCACCCAAACAAGAGGCCCAAGGAGAUAUUCACCACCAGGGGCAGCAUCUCCAGCCUCAAGGUGAAGCCGCUCUCGAAAUCUGCUGUACUGUUGGCUUGCGCCGCCCUGGCGACACCCGAUGGCAAGAUGUACAACGCAGAAAAGGAUGACGCCAAGGUGCAUCACACCGGCAAGGUCUACACGGAGCUAUUUGUGCGUCACUGGGACUCUUACAUCACCAAGAACAAGAAUGCCAUCUGGUUUGGCAGGCUAAAUUGGAGCUCACAAUCUUCCGCCGAUGACUUCAGCGCCUCGUUGGCCCUAGAUGGUUCGGGUUUGACAAACGUCCUGGCAGGAUCCGGGUUGGAAAGCCCUGUGCCGCCCUUUGGCGGAAGUGGUGACUUUGACAUCUCUCCUCAUGGUAUUGCUUUCGUCGCUCGUGAUUUGGACGUAAACCCGGCAACGCACACCAAGUCGAGCGUCUACUUUGUUCCCGUGGACUUCAACUCCACACAAAGCCCCGCACCGUCCUCCGCCCCAAAGGCCAUCCCAACCCCCGGCUUGCAGGGCUACAGUGCUGGGCCUGCUUUCGGCCCAGACGGCAAGUCGCUCGCCUUUACCCGCAUGCGCCACAUUCAAUACGAGAGCGACAAGCCACGCCUCAUGCUCGCCAAGGACGUUGUCGGCGACACGGGCGCCGAUGCACAAGAGUUCUUCGCCACGGAGGAUGGAGAAGGCGGAUGGGACCUGCGUCCAGAGGGCCCAAUCUGGAGUGCCGAUGGCAAGGAGCUCUACGUGGUCGCCGAGGACGCCGGCUACGGCAAGCUCUUCAAGUUCCCGUCCGACCCCGAGAAGACCAAGAUGCAGAAGCUGGGCGGCGACGGUGUCCCCGAGGCCCUCACCUCGACAGGUACCGUAAGCGACGUCAAGGUAUUGACAAACGAGGAUGGCAGCAGCCGGCUCUUUGUCAGCUCCAGUUCGAUGGUCGACAGCUCCUACUUCAACAUCCUCGACCCUUCCACGGCCAAAUCGGAGCUUGUGUCGUCUCUAUCCAAGAACGGCAAGGUGUUUGGCCUCUCCCGGUCGCAGCUCGACGGUAUUUGGUUCCAGGGUGCGGGCGACUACAAGUGCCACGCGCAGGUGGUGCGCCCAUCGGACUUUGACAGCAACAAACGCUACCCGCUCGCUUUCCUGAUCCAUGGUGGUCCACAGGGAGCGUGGAACGACAGCUGGAGCACCAGGUGGUCCCCGGCUAUUUUUGCCGAGCAGGGCUACGUGGUUGUGGCGCCGAACCCGACGGGAUCGACCGGCUACGGAAUGGCCCUGCAGGACGGCAUCAAGAACGAAUGGGGAGGCCGUCCGUACAACGACCUCGUCAAGUGCUUCGAAUACAUAGCCGCCAACAUGCCCUACGUCGACAUGGACCGCGCCGUGGCUCUGGGUGCCUCUUAUGGAGGCUUCAUGAUUAACUGGAUUCAGGGGCACCCACUUGGGCGCAAGUUCAAGGCCCUCGUCUGCCACGACGGCGUCUUUAGCACGCUGAACCAAUACGCCUCGGAGGAGUUGUUCUUCCCGCUCCACGACUUUGGGGGCACGCUCUGGGAGAACCGCGAGGGAUAUGAGAAGUGGGAUCCCGCCAAGUUCACUGGCGAAUGGGCGACACCACAGCUCAUCAUCCACAACGAGCUCGACUAUCGCCUGACCAUUGGGGAGGGCCUGUCGGCUUUCAACGUACUGCAGAGCAGAGGCGUUCCGAGCCGGUUUUUGAUGUUCCCUGACGAGAACCACUGGGUACUUAAACCAGAAAACUCCCUACUCUGGCACCAAGAAGUCCUUGGAUGGAUAAACAAGUACAGCGGUGUGGACGACUCUGACUUGGCCGAAAAAGCUUCAGACCUAAAGAUUUGA
Pyricularia oryzae 70-15 is the source of this 2181-nucleotide messenger RNA. RefSeq lists its product as uncharacterized. The coding region runs from base 1 to 2181 and encodes 726 amino acids. Gene Ontology annotation, biological process: proteolysis. Lineage: Eukaryota; Fungi; Ascomycota; Sordariomycetes; Magnaporthales; Pyriculariaceae. The transcript is spliced from 5 exons. Gene Ontology annotation, molecular function: serine-type endopeptidase activity. The record is from RefSeq and is a predicted model, not a curated record.